Cylas formicarius (sweet potato weevil) is the source of this 3409-nucleotide messenger RNA. RefSeq lists its product as uncharacterized. Lineage: Eukaryota; Metazoa; Arthropoda; Insecta; Coleoptera; Brentidae. The record is from RefSeq and is a predicted model, not a curated record. Gene Ontology annotation, molecular function: iron ion binding; heme binding; monooxygenase activity. The transcript is spliced from 24 exons. Bases 38 to 3367 code for a protein of 1109 amino acids.
UCAGCGCAGUCGAAGGGUUGAUCCCGCAGACGCAGUGAUGUUCUUUCCUGUUUUGUUCGGGUUUUGCUUGUUCCUGUUUUUCGCGUACAAUUGGCCCAGAAGGCAUUUGUAUGUUGCGGCUGCGCGAUUACCGGGACCGCCUGCCGUCUUACCCCUUGUCGGAAAUGGAUUUAGUUUUAUGUGCAGAAUUGAAGAUUUAUUAAAAAGAUGGUUAAAAAUAACCGAGAAAUAUCCGUCACCUUCGAGGGUGUGGUUAGGGCCAAAGCUGGUAGUUUCCAUUAAAGAUGCCGACCAUUUACAGAUCGUGUUGCAGUCUUCGAAAAUCUCCACAAAAGGCUUCGUUUAUAAUUUCCUGGAACCUUUCAUGGGUCAAGGACUUUUCACGUCCAGAGGUGUUAAGCAUAAAACUCAACGGCGAUUGUUGCAACCCCUCUUCGGCACCAAAGUGCUCGAUGGAUACGCGCAUUUUUUUCAAAAACACGCUGAAAACUUGGUCAAGCUUCUGGACGUACACGUGGAUGGCAACAACUUUGACGUUUUGUACCUUCUCCAUGAAAUCGCAUUUGAAGCUACCAUGGACAUUCUUUUGGAAGACAAAAAUGACCACAACGUGGAUUAUAGACUAGUUCCAGGCUACAUUCGGAGAUUUUACCAAAUUUUCACUGAACGUGUUGUAUCCUUCUGGCUAUAUUCUAAUCUAAUAUUCAAGCUUACUCCCAUGUACAAGGAGCAGGAGGAGAUGGUGAAAGUUGUGACGACCUUAACUCAAGAUGUUACCAACGAAAGGGUACCAGAGAUCAUAAGACGCAUGGAAACUGACUCUGAAUUCUCCAACGAGCGAUCCAAGAUGUCUCCAUCUGUCCUGGAAAGAAUGCUCGAACUUGUUAGGGACAAUCCCGAAUGUUUGAGUGAGGAAGAGUUUCGCGAUCAUAUAUUGACUUUUGCAGGAACGAGUCAAGAUACACAAACUUCUGUUGUGGCUUUUACUCUGAUGAUGUUGGGAAUGCACCCGAACAUUCAGGACAAAGUGGUGGAAGAGAUACGAGAAAUCAUGGGGGAUCGCAGACAAGUAUAUUUCGACGACACCGGAAAACUAAAAUACAUGGAAAUGUGUUUAAAGGAGGCCAUGCGAUUAUUUCCCGUGGGGCCUUUCUUGCCUAGAGACGUCCUUGAAGAUUUCGAAUUGGAUAAAUACAAAAUACCAAAGGGCUGUUCGUUAAUUUUGGGCAUUUACGAAGUACACCGAGAUGCCAGACACUGGGAAAAGCCUGACCGAUUCUAUCCUGAGCAUUUUGAUAGCGAACAAGCGGCGAAAAGGCAUCCCUACGCCUAUUUACCUUUUAGCGCAGGACCCAGAAGAUGCAUAGCUCAGCAUUACUCCUACGUAAACAUGAAGGUUCUGUUGACGAAUAUUUUGAUUAAUUACGUGGUGGAGUGCGAGGGUUGUCUAGACGACCUCGAACUGAUGACUGAUGUUUCAAUACGUCCCAAGAAUGGAUAUCAAAUUAAAAUCAAACGAAGAACCGGAUACUCGCUGCUCCAUCUAUUUUCUACCGCAACUCCUCUAAUGAAUGAAUUUCUUGUACCAAAUUCUUCAAGUAUGACUCUAUUAAGAAGUCCGGAAAGUUUAAGUCUGGACUCUUUGGAAGUUAAACAAACUCACUUGGAAUGUAUUUGUGAAAUACUCACGUCGUUCAUACUUUGCACCUACAAAUUGCAAACAAAUUGGGUGCUCCCUGUAAGUGUCGUCAGCAAUUGUUAUUCUAGUAAUUUUAUGUCGACCAAGGUCCCCCGAAGAUGUAAUACCUGUGCGACGUUAAAACAAGCAGUUGUUGUGAAAUUGCGGCACAAACGAACCAGUAAACAGCGCACCAGAAUGAUUACUACGUACUUAGAAGUGAUCGCGCUGGUUCUGCUGGCGGUGCUGCUAGUUUACUACAACUGGAAACGACGGCAUUUAUAUUGGGCAGCCAGCAAACUCCCCGGACCGUUCGCGUUUCCCAUCAUCGGCAAUGCUCAUAAGUUCAUGUGUAAAAAUGAGGAGGUGUUAAUGAGAAUAUAUGAACUAAUGAAGUUAUACUCGGACGUUCCGGUCAGAUUUUGGUUAGGAAAUAAAUUACUAAUAUCCUUCAACAAUCCAAAUCAUGCAGAGAAAAUUAUGUCUUCCCCCAAAUUCGCCCACAAACACGACCUCUACGAAUUUAUCAAACCCUAUUUAGGGGAAGGUUUAGUAACAGGAUCGGGAGCGCUCUACAAGCAGCACCGUCGCAUCAUACAGCCCAUAUUCGAUUUGAAAUUCGCACACGAGUGCGUUUGCAUAAUGCAGAAACACAUCAACAUUUGCAUGGACAAACUCGAAGAGUUUGUCGAUAAAGGAACAUUCAAUUACGGACACGUGGUACACAAGUGUAUGGUGGAUAUCAUUCAAGAAAUACUGUUUGGAAUAGACGCGAAAGUACAACAAAAAGGAUACAAACCGUUCGAUCAAGCCAUGAUUGACGUUUAUAAUUUCGGGUUCACCAGGCUCGUAAAGCCCUGGCUACACCCGGACAUAAUAUUCAACAAUUCGCCGCUAAAAGCGAGGCAAGACCAGCUACGUAAAACGCUCAGGAAACUGACGCAGGAUAUAAUAGACGCGUCUUACAAAAGAAGGAAGAUAACUAAAACUGUCAGAGACUUUCCACCGGUGGUGGACCGACUAGCUGAUUUCAUCGAAGAUAAUCCUGGAAUUAUCGAUUCGGAAACGUUCAUCGAUCAUCUCUUAACACUACACGCAGCCGCGGAAGAUACCCUGACCAUAAUCUCAAGUUUCACUUCAGUUUGCCUGGGAAUGUAUCCGGAGCACCAGCAAAAAGCGGCUGCGGAAGUCAGAGAAGUCUUUGGGGAAACGCCGAGGCCCGUCACGCCUGAAGACCUCACCAAACUGCCGUAUCUAAGCAUGUGCAUAAAAGACGCUCAACGUCUGUUCCCCAUAGCUCCAUAUAUUCUCAGGAGAUGCACCGAAGAUUUUGAACUCGAAGACAAAUGGUUGAUACCCAAAGAUUCAGCUAUUGUGGUGGCAAUUUUUAAUAUUCAUAGGGAUCCAAGGUACUGGGAUAACCCCCACCACUUUCACCCGGAUCAUUUUCUGCCGGAAAAAGUAAAAGGUCGUCACGUGUAUGCUUUCGUUCCAUUUAGUGCCGGACCGAGAGGAUGUAUCGGAAAAAUCUUGGCCAACACCGGCUUAAAAAUAUUCCUAUCGAACUUGCUGCAGCGAUUCGAAAUCGAGGCUGAAGGACAACUACCAGAUUUGCCGCUACGGAUGGACAUUUCAGUGAGGCCCAAGAGGGGUUACUUUUUGAGUAUUAAAAAACGUGUCUGGAAAUGAGUCAAUACCAGCGGAUUUUGUUAUUUAUUAUUAUUUAUUGUA